AAAUCCCCGUACAUUCGCUCAGAUUCGCUUUAGCUGAGCUCAGCUAACUAUAUAGCUGUAGCUCAGGUUUUCUCGAUCGCCUGUUUCAUCUUCUUUUCUUCUCAUGGAGUCUCUGCAGAUCGGUCUUCGUGUGGUGCGUGGCCCGCACUGGGAGUGGGGAGAUGUUGACGGAGGAGUUGUUGAGGGUCAUGUUGGAACGGUGGUGGCAAUGGAGGAGCCUAAGGACGGAGGGAGACCAGUGGUUGUGCAAUGGGACUCGGGCAAAAGGUGUCGGUGUCGCUGUGGUGUAGCUGGAAAAUAUGACCUGAGGGUACUGGACAGUGCUCCCACAGGUAUCCAGCACCUCCACGUGGAGUGCACCUGGUGUGGGGAGAAGAGUGUGAGAGGCAUCCUGUGGAGCUGCACCCAGUGUGUGGAUUAUCAUCUCUGCACUCCUUGUUACAACGCUGACAGACACAGCGUCGAGCACAAGUUCAACAGACGAGAUGUGCCAGCAUCCAGAAAACGCGUUAGAGUGCCCCCUCGAUACAACUGCCCUCGAUUUAUAGCCCGGGGGGUGUUUCCUGGGGCUGAGGUUGUGAGAGGGUGCGACUGGCAGUGGAAAGAUCAAGACGGUGGAGUGGGUUCCAUUGGGAAGGUCAUCAAGAUAGAGGGCUGGGAGGGAGAGAAUGGGAGAAGUGUGGCUCAGGUCAAGUGGAGAGAUGCCCAAGUUUCUAACGUCUACAGAAUGUCUCACAAGGGAAAGGUUGAUCUGAAGUGCUCGACCGCUGCAGCUGGUGGCGUUUACUAUCCCAGCCAUCUUCCGGUUUUAGGGGCCUCCCAAGAGGAUGAUUGUGGCCUUCUGUCAGCGGGGGACUCUGCUCGUGUGGAGCUGGACCCUGACCUCUUCAAGAUAGCGCAGCAGGAUCAUGGUGGCUGGAUUGAUGGAAUGGCUGAGUACAUAGGUCGGCUGUGUGUGGUACACGCCAUCCACGAUAAUAGAUCAUCAGCUGUCGUCCGCUACUCCAACAACAGAAUCUUCCAGCUCAAUCUAGGCACGCUCACUAAGGUGGACGGCUUUUUGUUUAAGUACGGGCAGACCGUGAGGGUGAUCGAUGAUUUGGCCAAAGUGCACUCACUGCAGCAGAUAGGAGCAGGCUGGAACAAUGACAUGGCAUUGUGUCUCGGUCAGCUUGGACAAGUAGUUCACAUUCUACCAAAUGGCAAUGUAAAGGUCAUCAUCAAAGGUCAAAGGUGGAUCCUCAGCCCGGAAACUAUUGUACCAGCACCAGGGGAAACCCCUCCAGAAUACACUGCAGACAAUAUCAGACUGGGUCUAGAUGCAAUGUUAGCUGUUCGAAUCUCUCUAGACGCCGGGAUUGCAGAUCCAGAAGCACUGAUGAUAGCUGUCGCUUUUGGAGAUGUGAAAACUGUGAAUAGUGCACUUGAGAAGCACCCAGAAAUGAUUGACGUAGUGAAUGCAGAAGGGAAGCGUCUCAUGCACACAGCCAUCAUUGAGGGGUUCAAGCCAAUGGUGGAAUUGCUUCUAAAACAUAAAUCAAACUUGGAAUCUGAGGAUAAUGAUGGUGAUAUGCCACUCCAUGUCAGUGCUUUCUGUAACAAUGGUGCUGCUGCCAAACUCUUGCUGGAUGCUGGGGCGAACGUGAAUGCAGAGAAUGGGAGGGGAGCCAGUUCAAUCACUCUGGCUGCUUCGCAAGGACACGACGAUGUGCUGCUGGUUCUGCUGUCACAUCCAGAGGCAAACCUAAAUUUUCAGGACGUGGAUGGGAGGACACCUCUACACAGAGCAGUACAUUCUCAUCACAGGUCCACUCUCCGAAUCCUCUUGGAGGCUGGGGCUGAUCACACUGUACUCGACUCGAAACAGUUUACCGUCGCUCACGAUUCUAGCGGUCUGGGAAAUAUUGCUGCGACCGAGGAACUUUUGAGGUUUCAUCCUGAGCUGAUCAAUAUGAAGAAGGACAAUGGGAGCAGCCCUCUCCAUGUGGCAGCUGCCAACAACCACUAUGACGUUGUUUCACUACUGGCUUCUCAUCCCACCUGUAAUGUGAGCAUCUUGAACAACAUCCGGCUGACUGCCCUACACAUUGCUGUACAUGAGGGACACAUUAUAACUGUGGAAAGACUGGUCGGCUUUGGUGCAGACGUUAAUGCCAUAGCAGGGGACGGAAACACUCCUCUGCACUUGGCCCUGGCGAGAAGUACUAUGAGCGCACCAACCAAGGCCACUCCCUUUAUUUUGAAACUUCAGGAGGAGCUGGAGGAGACCCAUGGCAAAGGACUGCUGAAUCCUAACAUUAUGGUGGGCAUAUUCCUCGUGGUGCAAGGAGCUGACCUGCACAUCAAGAACCUGAUGGGAUUGAGCCCUGGCAAGAUCCUACCUUCAGACGUUUGGGCCCUCGUGUCCUCUUACAAAGGAAGAUCAGACUCAUUCCAUGGCGCUUUAAAGGAGCUCGUGAGACCAUUCCACAACGAACUCACAAAGGUGGCUCGUAGCCAGCCAAAGAUACACACUGCCCCUGCCAGCAUGCUCUCGAAAGAUAUGCAAGGGACCAGUCUCAAAACAUCUCAAAACGCCAAUGAAGUGCUCUCGAAAGAUAUACAAGGGAUCAGUCUCAAAACAUCUUCUUCAGCUCAAAAAACCAAUGAAGUAGGCAGAAGUCGCGAAUCAGGUCAAGUGUCAGAGGCCAAAGCUGCAAAGUUGGUUGAUAAUCUGUACAACAACACACCUCCCGUUUCAAGGAGAGCUCCUACUGUGGAAGAUGUCCUCACAUGUUGUCUCUGUGAGAUAGGGGCUGACAUUAAGCUCCUUCCUUGCGGCCAUGUAGCCUUGUGUCACAACUGUGUGGUCUGUGGGCAGGGAGCUAAGAAGUGUCCAAUGAUUGAGUGUAGGAAACCCAUUGACAAUCGUGUUUCUGUGUGUGUGUUCUGCAAACAAGAUGGAAGUUUGGAUCGAUUCUCUCCUUGUGCUCACAGCGUCUGUCUAGGGUGUAAAGCACAUCACAGCCAUUGUCUCGCUUGUCAGAUUCUGGCAGAUUGAUGAGAUAAACUCAAACUUUUGUCACUUUAGUUACAAAUAUAUUUUUGUGUCAAUUUUGUAUAGUUAUAAUUAUAUAGAGUUAUGUGCCUGGUUUCUAGCUACAUUAUUGCAAUAAUUUGAUACGUAUAAUUGAACUAUAAUUAUACAGUCAAUAAGUUCAA
Messenger RNA from Halichondria panicea, 3201 nucleotides. Its product is annotated as E3 ubiquitin-protein ligase MIB2-like. Gene Ontology annotation, cellular component: cytoplasm. The coding region runs from base 104 to 3040 and encodes 978 amino acids. Lineage: Eukaryota; Metazoa; Porifera; Demospongiae; Suberitida; Halichondriidae. The record is from RefSeq and is a predicted model, not a curated record. Gene Ontology annotation, molecular function: ubiquitin-protein transferase activity; protein binding; zinc ion binding. The transcript is spliced from 23 exons. Gene Ontology annotation, biological process: protein ubiquitination.